UCGUGAAAGUUUGCUGUAUUUGAGUAGACAUUUGCUGUACGUUUCAUACGUAAUGGAGGACAAGAAUAAUUCUGAGAAAACCGCUGCAGUGGAAAAUGCUACGGCUGGUCCAUCGCCAGCGAAAAAGUCUGUAAAAUCGAAAACUAAAUCGCAACGUUCGAAGUCGUCCCAUCCACCAACUUCGGAGAUGGUGAAUGCUGCUAUUAAAGGGCUUAAAGAUCGCAAGGGAUCGUCACUUCAAGCCAUCAAGAAGUACAUAGCAUCGACUUAUAAAGUCGAUGGCGAAAAAAUGGCACCGUUUAUCAAGAAGUACUUGAAAGCUGCCAUAACCUCUGGUGUAGUGGUACAGACUAAGGGGAAAGGCGCCUCUGGGUCGUUCAAACUCGCAACUUCCAAGGGUUCCGAACCAAAGAGUAAACCCAAACGCUCUGUGAAGAAGACCGAAUCUGUUGCAGCUGAAAAGAAACCCGCUGAGAAAAAACCAGCGAGUCCCAAGAAACCGGCUACUCCGAAGAAAGCAGCUGCAGUAAAGAAGCCACCAACACCGGCCAAGAAACCUUCCCCGAAGAAGGCUAAAACUGCUGCUGCGAAGAAAGCAGAAUCUGCGAAGCAAAAGGCAGCACCAGCUAAAACUUUGUCGAAAACAAAGAAAGUCACAAAAGCACCAGCAGCUAAGACGAAAACACCAAAACCUAAAACAGCGAAAUCGUCGAAAGCUGCGAGAGCAGCAGCGAAGAAAUAAUUCAUUGCAAAAUACCAUUGGCCCUUUUCAGGGCCACAAAUACUAUUUUACAAAGAAACAAUCUCGAUUUGCAACUUUACAGAAUUAACCAUACAUCCUGAAAUUCCUUUUCCUUUCAAAUGAAAUUUUAACAUAGAACACAGAUUACACAUAAUAUGCAUCGCUUUCACAAUCUCAUAGUAACCUAAACGAAAUAGAAUAUCAAUAAUUAGCAGGUAUAUAAUUAUGAAGAUUGGUAAUAACGUGAAAAAGUCGACAUGGCGCGUGAUAGUAGAGCCCUCUUCCAAGUAAAAUUAGUAAAUCCCCAUCAUCAAUACAGAAACUCAAGACACAAUUAGAAAGUCCAUAAUCAGAACUAUAAGACACUAAAAUUGUAACUUUCAAUUAGAAAAGCGAAAAUGAAAAAUAUCAUACAUGUUAUAAUAAAAAUAUUAAUUCAAUACAUAGUCAAUGUAUCCACAUUAAGUUAUAGGUUAUGUGGUUGAAAUGCCUAUUUAUUAGUCAGUAUUCAUUUAAUAUAUCUUCACUAAAUUAGGGCACAGAAUUAGUAUUUAUAGUUUAAAUUUCAUUGCCUGUAAAGAUGAUCUCAUAAGGGACAACUUGAAAAGAAAGAACCUUAAGAGCAAGUAUAUGUGCAUUAAAGUCUUGCAUACAGUGCAUAGGUGGAAACUAUCUUGUUUAAAUUAAGUUUCCUAUUCUCAGAGAAUUGCAUUAGGGAGUUCAAACAUUAUUGGAAAUACACGAUAGCUUUCUCCACAAUGUGUUAUUUUCUUUUUUAAUUUUUAAUGCAGAAUUGAAACAUAAACUUGUAACAACUGGAAAUCUUUCUUUGAACUAUGGCACACUGUUUCAAA
Molecule: messenger RNA, 1596 nt
Organism: Osmia bicornis bicornis
Lineage: Eukaryota; Metazoa; Arthropoda; Insecta; Hymenoptera; Megachilidae
Product: histone H1-like
Exons: 1
Coding region: 53-742 (229 amino acids)
Biological process (GO): chromosome condensation; negative regulation of DNA recombination; nucleosome assembly
Cellular component (GO): nucleus; nucleosome
Molecular function (GO): structural constituent of chromatin; nucleosomal DNA binding; double-stranded DNA binding
Source: RefSeq, a predicted model, not a curated record